Molecule: messenger RNA, 783 nt
Organism: Sparassis crispa
Lineage: Eukaryota; Fungi; Basidiomycota; Agaricomycetes; Polyporales; Sparassidaceae
Exons: 3
Coding region: 1-783 (260 amino acids)
Source: RefSeq, a predicted model, not a curated record
AUGGACAACGUGCAAAAAUAUGUCAGACGACGGGAUGCACGUAUUGGACAUGGGAAUUACAUGAAAAUUGGGCUCACAGCCACAGUUGCAGAAGCCGUUGACUUUGAUCCUGCUGUUGGGGACAUUGAUGACAAGCGGGCACGAAUCGCGCAGAACCUACGGGCUGAACUGACUGUGGAGAAGUUGCUUGGUAUGAUCGACAUCGCACAUUUUCGAAAAGUUGGCACACUCCAGUGGCUGCAUACACUUGUCACCUACAUCCCUCAACUGGCGAAGUAUCAGAGUGCGGUAGCGAAGCUUUAUAAGACAGAUGGAGCAAAGCUGUGCUUACCAAGCAAACAGAAAACCAUUAUGCAUCCCUUGGCGACAGUGGCCAAGAAUGAGAAUAUUAUGACCGAACUUCGAGAUGCACUGGUGGAUUUCCUGGGUGACGAGUUCCGCAGCUUCGAGAUCAUUCAGCCGUUCCUCGAGCUAUGGCAUACCGAAUGGACUCACCUGAGUCUCACGUAUGAAGCACACUGGGGAAGUUUACUUACACCGGAUCCUUCAAAAUUGGGACACAGCGCCUCGAAGAUCAAUCAGAAGGCACCAGCAAAUCUUAAGAAAGUCAAUUAUUACCCUGCGGCUUACACAUCUUAUCUUGUUCUUGAUGUCCGCAUGCUCGAUUGCUGGAGGAUCCUUCUGGAAACGGACGAUAUUUUGGAGCACUUUGCGGCUCUAGACAGGGAUGGUCAGCUACCCUUGCUGGACGAGCUUCAAGCAAAAGUGGAAAUACUAUAUUAG